AUGGAAAAGCUGCCCUCCUUCGUGGCGACCCUAACAGGACCUGGUCCCAGGGAGUUAGAUAAUGCCAAAGCUCGGCAUCAUUGCGCUUCCAUUGGGGAGGAGCUUUAUCCGUUGUCAGAUGCGUCUGGGCCCAUUCGCUCCGAGUUGAAACAUCAACUCGACUAUCUCAUCUUUACUGGGAGCCUGCGAUUUGAUGACAAACCGUGGUCUUCUGAUAGUUCAUCAACAGACUGCUGGGCCUAUUCUCAUCGCCAUAACGAGACUGUCCAGGUGUCUUGUGGCUCCAAAUUUCCAGCCAUCUGUACAUCCCGCCUUCCCCCAACGACCGACAGAAACAGUGCUGUCCAAGCGUCGUCUAAGAUCAAGGUGACGGCUGAUCACUACACUUUCUCCGGCUAUCGCGAUGCUCGCUCAUUUCGGUUCUUGGGGAUUCCCUUUGCAGAUCCUCCUUUGGAAAGCUUACGUUUUUCACCUCCCCGAGCCUAUUCUGGUCCCCCAAACAUCGAUGCGACCAAGCUGGGAAACUCUUGUAUCCAGUCCAAUUUCUCAACCCAGAUGAAUUCCAGCAUGUCAGAGGACUGUCUCUAUCUCAAAAUCUAUACACCCGUUCUGCCGGCGCAACUCUCCAAAAAUUCUACGAGCCGACCUGUCGCUGUUUAUUUUCAUGGAGGAGCGUUCAAAGAGGGAACCGCUAUCAAUUACCGAGUGGGGGCGUUGGGAUUCCUGGCAACUGGCAAUCUCACAACUGGAAGCUAUGGGAUCAGAGACCAGAUUCUUGCUUUACAGUGGGCGAACAAGUAUAUUGAAAAGUUUGGGGGUGACCCUGACCAGGUCACCAUAUUUGGUCAGUCCGCCGGAGGUCAGAGCGUGAUCGCUCUUCUGUCAUCUACUGCAGCCCAAGGUCUCUUUUCCGGAGCGAUCAUUCAAUCUGCCCCAGUGGAUCUACCAUGGUUCUCUCGUGGGGUAUAUUCAGAACUCAUCGUCCCCGAGGUAGCCAAAGCCGUUGGUUGCAACCAAACAGCACCUGAAGAUGCUUUGAUUUCGUGUCUACGGUCCGUUCCUGCACGGCAAUUUCUCGACAACAGCACUGCGUUUCAAAGCGCCCUUCAAACCAUGACCAUAAGGAUAGGCUCUAAAUUCUUAAAGGCGAGCACCUUACUCGCCUCGAUCGAACCCCUUAUGCCCAUGGUCGACGACAUGGGCACCGGAGUGAUCAACGAUCAAUUCCACACCUUGCUGGCCACGGAUUCUCUUCCCAACCGCGUGCCGACCAUGUUCACAACUGUCUCCAACGAAGCAUGUUAUUAUGUUGGCAAAUUAAUAUCUCCCAUCGGCACCAAUCAGUCAACGCUCGAUGCAGUCUACAAACUCGCGUUCCCGCCUGACCUCGCAAAAGCUAUUGUCACAUCCGCCGCAUUUGGGCUCAACGCUACUGAUCCCGACGGCGCCCGCAAUGCGCUCGCUAGCACCUUGACACAUUCUGAAUGGAAAUGUCCUCAAGCCCACCUUCUCAGCCAAAGCAACAAUCAUAGUUUCCCAUCCCUCUACGAGGUUGAGAUUACGAAUGGACACAUCUCAAGCCCAACUGAACAUCCCGAGAUCUGUUCUCCAAACCCGAUUUACAAUGCCAGCUGCCAUGCCUCAGACGGAACACUGAACAGCAAAACACAACAAGUUCAGCCCUACUUUAACGGGGAAGAUAUUAGGCACUCGCAGUCUCUCAACGAUAUCUUUGGCGCUUUUUUCCGCACUCACAAUCCCAACCCGAGCCAGGAAAUGUUGAGGAUCCGUGGACCUGCGUAUCAAGCUACAUAUACUUUAUUCGGGAAACAAAAGUAUCUAGUGCACGAAUAUUCUGGGAAAUCCAGCAAUAUGAGUUUGUUAGGCAAUUAUCCUUCGUGGAAAGCCGAUCCGGGGUUGUCAAGGAAAUGUGCUGUGUUUGAAAAGCAUGGUUUUACUUUCCAACGCGCUCUUUCUUUGUGA
Messenger RNA from Penicillium brevicompactum, 1983 nucleotides. RefSeq lists its product as uncharacterized. The record is from RefSeq and is a predicted model, not a curated record. Lineage: Eukaryota; Fungi; Ascomycota; Eurotiomycetes; Eurotiales; Aspergillaceae. The transcript has 3 exons. Bases 1 to 1983 code for a protein of 660 amino acids.